Nicotiana tabacum (common tobacco) is the source of this 1206-nucleotide messenger RNA. Its product is annotated as zinc finger BED domain-containing protein RICESLEEPER 3-like. Lineage: Eukaryota; Viridiplantae; Streptophyta; Magnoliopsida; Solanales; Solanaceae. The record is from RefSeq and is a predicted model, not a curated record. Gene Ontology annotation, molecular function: DNA binding; protein dimerization activity.
AUGGCGAUUGAUAUCUCUAAAUGCUUACUUUAUUGGGGUUUAGACAAGGUGUUCACCAUUACUGUUGAUAAUGUAAGUUCAAUUGAUAUAACUGUGAAAGAAUUAUCUAAACAGUUAAGUAACUGGGGAACGAACAUGAUGGAUGAUGGUCUGAAAGAAAUUGGUGAUUCUAUCAAACGUGUUAGACAAGCCAUGAGAUAUAUUAGACAAUCUCCUACAAGGAUUAAGAAGUUUAAGGACAGUUGUGAAAUGGCAAAUAUAACAUGUAAGAAAAUCUUAUGUUUGGAUGUUUCUACAAGAUGGAAUUCUACUUACUUGAUGCAUGCAUUUGAGAGGUAUAAGCUCGUUGAUCAUGGAUUAGUUAAUUAUCUUAUUAUCCAUGUUUGUGAAGAUGGAAAUUGUGGAGGUUCACUUGUGAGUGAUGAUUGGAAUAAUGGAAGGAACUUGGUUAAGUUUCUUGAUACUUUUUAUGAGCUUACUUUGAAAAUCUCGGAUUCACUCUACGUCACUUUUAAUGUUCACUUUUCUGAAAUUUCCAAGCUUUCUUGUAUGUUGACAGGGUUGGUAGCAAGUGAGGAUAUUGAGUUGCAACCAACGGCAGUGCGAAUGAAAGAAAAAUUUGACAAAUAUUGGGGUGAACCAAAAAAAAUAAUUUUUAUUGCAUGUGUUUUGGAUCCUCGUAACAAGAUUGGAUUCGUUGAAUUUGCAUUUGAGGAGAUGUUUGGUAAAGAAAAAGUGGGAGAAAUAGAAAAAGAUGUGAUAAAGUUUCCUAUUCUUGCUGAGAUGGCUCGCGAUGUCUUAGCAAUUUCCAUUUCUAGCAUAGCGUCAGAAUGUGCAUUUAGCACUAGAGGUCGCAUUCUUGAUUCAUUUAGGAGUUCAUUGAUCCCUAGAUUGGUGCAAGGUCUUAUUUGUGUUCAAGAUUGGCUUCGAAGUGAAACUUUUCCUAUUAACAUCGAGGAAGACUUGGAUUAUCUUGAGCAGAUUGAGAAUGGUUUAAUCAUGCCUCGACUUCAAGGUCCUAAAGUUCGAUCACCUGUUUGGAAUCACUAUGAAAAGUUUGAAGAAACUGAUGAUGGAUGGUGCAAACUGAGAUGCAUUCAUUGUGGUUGUGUUUUUCGUAACCAUGCGAGGGGUUGUGGCACUAAAUCCCUAAUUAAACAUGUUAGUUGCUGUUUGAAUCGCAUUGAGCCUAUCAGGAUUGAGUAA